AUGGUGCGACUCUCGAUCCGUGCAUCGGUCAGGGCAGGGAUGGCAGCGAGUGCCGUACAUUGGAUCGAGGCCUUCCAACAUGUGCUGGAGCAUGGUGAUGGCAAAGCCUUUUUGCCAUGGAUCGCGAUGGACCCGCCUACCUAUACCCAGCUGCAAUCCAGUUUGCAGUCCAUGACGACAACGAAGGUGGGUGCGAAGCUCCGUGUACCUACGAACCUCACCUCCCAAAAGAAGCGACUCACGUCCUUUGCGCAAGACUUUCUCGACUAUGUCCAUCUAUACCCUCCUCCUUCCAGUCCUCAGAUCCCGCGCGAAGCGUAUGACGCUUGGGUCAAAGUCUAUGCGAGCGCCAAUGCUGUCUUUGCCUUGCCAGAGACUGUGUGGAUGGUGCCUAUAUUCAAGUACUUGGCUCAACAGCUCGUCGCCAUGGCCAUCCGGCUUGACCAAGCCGAUGCCUCCGCUGCGUAUACCAAAACGAUCGAUGCAGCCAGUCGUCUCUCCAAAAGCGCCGGCCUUGCAGCCAAUGACCGCACGACCCAACCAUGCAGAAGGACCAAGCGUGCUGCUGUAUUCACACUGGCCAAUGUAAGUUUUCGAGCCUAUUUCCGCCUGAACAACACGCGGCUCUGCGAAACGGUUCUUGGAUCGGUCAACAACGCUCUCCUGAUGAACCGGCGGCACGACGAUACCGAUGCCACGGGGGAAGAGUCGUAUACCAUGGCAGAGCGUGUGACAUACCACUACUACCUGGGCCAGAUCCGACUGCUACAGCACCGUGUCCUAGCCGCUGUUGAGCAUUUGCGUUGGGCCUUUGAUCGCUGUACGAAUGCGCAUCCGCACAACAAACGCAAGAUCCUCAUUCCCUUGGUGGCUGCGCAUUUGAUUCUUGGCCGCUACGCUUCUCGAUCUCUCCUGACUCAAUUUCAACUGACUGAACCUUACGGGGAACUGCUUCGGCGGCACAGAAUGGGCCAUGCAGCAGGCGCCUUGGCGACGUUGGAGCAGCAUCGCGAAUGGUUCCGUACAUGCGGCUUGUACAUGCUUCUUCGUGAGAAAAUGGUGCUUGGUUUAUGGCGCAACCUGUUCCAGCGAUGCAUGCGGUCGACGCAGAGCGCGACGUCAGCCACGCAAGGACCGCCCACUUUGUCGCUACAGACGUUGGUACGACCUGCGCGCAUGGCCUGGGACGAUCCUUCGCUAGACUUGGCGGACAUGGAAUGCAUGGCGGCCAACUUGGUCGACCAAGGCCUCAUGAAAGCCUACAUUCUUCACUCUAAAGGCGUGAUUGUACUGCAGCGCGGCCCGCACCGCGGCUUCCCGCCAAUGACAGACGUGUACCAUAGCUGA
Malassezia pachydermatis is the source of this 1347-nucleotide messenger RNA. Its product is annotated as nuclear pore associated protein thp1-sac3 complex subunit. Gene Ontology annotation, biological process: poly(A)+ mRNA export from nucleus; transcription elongation by RNA polymerase II; post-transcriptional tethering of RNA polymerase II gene DNA at nuclear periphery. NCBI's taxonomy places the organism in Eukaryota, Fungi, Basidiomycota, Malasseziomycetes, Malasseziales, Malasseziaceae. Gene Ontology annotation, molecular function: RNA binding; double-stranded DNA binding. The coding region runs from base 1 to 1347 and encodes 448 amino acids. The record is from RefSeq and is a predicted model, not a curated record. The transcript has 2 exons. Gene Ontology annotation, cellular component: transcription export complex 2.